AUGGCCGAGUUCGAGAUUAUUGGUGAGGGUAUGGGAGAUGGCGCAGAAGAGGGUGAGGAGAUCGACGAAGCCACUCGAGCAUUCUUAGACGAGGAGCAGGCCCAAAUUGCACAACUGGGAGGUGGCGAAGAUGAGUUCAACUCGGCUAUUAUGGCGGUAACUACACAUAACAGUCCAUUCGAUUCAGAUGAAAGGGUUAAUUUAUCAAGUUAG
Molecule: messenger RNA, 213 nt
Organism: Sphaeroforma arctica JP610
Lineage: Eukaryota; Ichthyosporea; Ichthyophonida
Exons: 2
Coding region: 1-213 (70 amino acids)
Source: RefSeq, a predicted model, not a curated record